Lithohypha guttulata is the source of this 2823-nucleotide messenger RNA. RefSeq lists its product as uncharacterized. Gene Ontology annotation, molecular function: damaged DNA binding; single-stranded DNA binding. The record is from RefSeq and is a predicted model, not a curated record. The coding region runs from base 1 to 2823 and encodes 940 amino acids. Gene Ontology annotation, cellular component: nucleotide-excision repair factor 2 complex; nucleus; cytoplasm. The transcript is spliced from 2 exons. Gene Ontology annotation, biological process: nucleotide-excision repair; mismatch repair. NCBI's taxonomy places the organism in Eukaryota, Fungi, Ascomycota, Eurotiomycetes, Chaetothyriales, Trichomeriaceae.
AUGCCACGAAGGAAAGCUGCCCUUCCACCUACUAACCGUCAAGGAGCAGCCACGCGUAGAUCAACGCGUCGCGCUGAGACCGAAAAUGGCGCCGUUCCAGAGAUCUUUAAUGAGAUGUUGAUCGAGGCUUACCACAAUAACCCAGAAGAUUUCAAACCAGAUCCUCGACCUCCAAAGAGGAGGAAAAUCGAAGUAGAGGACGAGCUGCCGACUUCACGAAACGAGCAUGACUCAGCACAGAACACGCUUCCCCCACCAGUAGUCCACCCCUUGACCGAGAGCGCCGACACUACUGUCCCUGCUCCGAUACAGUCAGUGUUCGAUGACGAUUAUCGCGAUUCAGAUUCCGACGCAGAUUUUGAGGAUGUAGAGAUUCUUGAGAAUGUGGAGACUGACACUGAGAACGAAGAGCCCAAAGCUCUUCAGAUUGACCUUUCGAGCUCUGUCGCAACACCAAAGCGUCUGGUCCAGAGGCGAAAGCCAGUCACUAAAGCUGAACGCGAAUUUCGUCUUAACGUGCAUAAGUGGCAUUUGCUUUGUCUGUUACUUCACCUAGCGACAAGAAACAAAUGGUGCGAAGACGAGGUCGUGCAGAAAACACUGAAGUCUUUAAUACCAAGGAAGUUAAUUUCACGACUACAUCUAGAGGGAACUCAAGCGGAGAGGAAAUAUGCUUUCGAUGCUGCAAUCGGUGAAAUUUGUAACAUCUGGCGGACGACCUGGAAAGUGAAUGCACGAGGUAUGCGACGUGCUUAUUGGAGAGAACACCUAGACAUCGAGAAAGAAAUGGAGGAAGCUGAGGACCCGUACGAUCUGGAUGAUUAUCGCCAUGUUGCGAAGCAACGCUCAGGGUCUAGGGACAUUGGUGCCCAGAUUUUUUGUGCCUUGUUACGAUCAGUCGCUGUCGAAACCAGGUUAAUAUGCUCCUUACAGGUAUUGCCAUUUUCACGAGUGGUGAAGGGCGAAACACCACAGAAGGACGAACCGAACUACAUACAAGCAGGCAAUCAGAACUUUGGGACUGCGAGAGCCACUUCAAAGCGCAAAGCCAUUAACGAGUCGCCGUAUCCUGUCUGGUGGGUGGAAGUCUUGAAUCCUGCCAUUGAUCAAUGGAUACCCCUCGAUCCUCUCGUGCGACAUACGAUCAACAAGCCAAGGACGGGAUUUGAGCCACCAGCGGCCGAUAGCCUAAACAACAUGUCUUAUGUGAUUGCUUUUGAGGACGACGGACGUGCCAAAGACGUAACCAAACGGUACACGGCGGCGUACAACGCCAAAACUAUCAAAAGUCGAGUGGAAAGUACGAAGAACGGUCAAGAGUGGUUCAGCAAGGUCAUGCACGUCUUCCAAAAAUGGCCUGAAAGCCGUGACGAUAUCGAGGACGCUGCGCUAGACCGCAGAGUGGCGCAGGAAGGCAUGCCUAAGAAUGUGCAAGACUUCAAAAAUCAUCCCGUAUAUGUGUUGGAGAGACAUCUUCGAGCUAACGAAGUGAUUGAACCAAGAAGAGAAUGUGAUGGAUGGUAUCGCAAGGGCAGAGAUAUCAAAGCAGGUGAACAACCAUUAAAACGAGUGCCUAAAAGAUGCGGAACUAGUGUACCCCCAGACGAUGCGGAACAGGAGGAAGAAGGUGUCGCGCUCUAUGCAGAGUUUCAAACACAACUUUACGUUCCGCCACCAAUCGUCGAUGGUCGUGUUCCCAAGAACGGCUUCGGCAACCUCGACAUAUACGUGUCAACGAUGAUACCAGCUGGAGGAGUCCAUAUCCGACAUCGCCUGGCAGCACAGGCGGCAAAGACUCUGAACAUAGAUGCAGUUGCUGCAGUGAUAGGCUUUACGUUCAAAGGUCGACAAGGGACAGCCAUCGUUGAUGGGGUUGUGGUGGACGAACGAUAUACUGCAGCAAUGAUUGCAACCAUUAUUGCUACGGAAGACGAGCUUGAAGAAGAGGUCAACGCUCAAAGGCAGGCCAUCACGGCCGACGUAUGGAAGAAAAUGUAUGCUGUUUUGAGAAUGCGUCAACGCCUUGAAGAGGAGUAUGGUGGAUUCGGCAAAAAGGCAGACGAUAGUGACGACGAUUCGACUUACGAAGAAAGCGCAGAAGGUGGCUUUCUCCCUGACACUGCUGGUGGUGAACCAACUGAGGCAUCAAAGGCACAAGAAAGAGCGGUAUUCAACUCAUUGAAGGCUCGACAACCAAUCGUACUGCCUGACUCAAUCGUCCGUCAGCAGGUAGUGGUGGUAAGGUCACCACACAAGCAUCAAGCACCAAAAGAAGAACUAAUGGAUGAAUUGUUUGGGACUGAGUCUGAGGUAGAGGGAGAUGUUCUGGACAAUGACCUCGAACCUGACCAUUCCAAAGCUAAAGGCUUCCCAGCAGAAGUUGAGUACGCUGCUGGUGGUUUCAUACCGGACACAAACGAAGGUGGUGGGUUCGUCUUUGAGGACGAAUCAGAUCAGAACCCUACCGUUGAAGAGACUUCCGGAGGUGGCUUUGUGACGGAGGAGGAGGUCGUUGACGGCGGCUUUAUACGUGAUGAGGACGAUCCAGAAGAGCAUCCACAUAUCAAGAUAUCUGUCCAGGCGCCUGAGGAGCAAUCAGAUGUGCAGCCAGAGGAGAGCACUAUCUCAAUUGACGACUUGUCUAUGAGCGUACCCCUCCCUCAGAAGCAAACACAUCUGGUAACGCCUACACAUGGUCUGCAACCAAUGCAACAGCCAGACGAUCCACACGUCGAUGAGUCAGAUGCAGGUUCGCUGUUAUCACACGAUCCAGAUGAGGAAGCUGCUGACAUGCAGUGGGUCGAGGAUGCUUUUGAAGAUUAG